UUUCUUCAGUACACCACAACCAGCCGCAGCUAACGGGCAGAAACAAGAAGAAGCUGCACGACGAGCGGCAGCAACACAUCGCUGCACUUCUUCUUCACCUUGUGUUUGUGCUGGUUUUUUUUCUUUCUGGAGGUGACAUCGACGGAGCCCGACGUCUACGCUUGUUGUGAGAUUUGUUUUUAAUCACAUUUAACCGGGGCGCAUGGAGUCGGCGUUGAAAAGGUCGGUGAGGUGUUUCGCGGACGAGAGAUCAUCCAGCUAACGUUAGCUAGCCGCGGCCAGUCACGGAUUGAACGGUGUGUGUGUGUGUGGACUUCGGGAGUGGAAGCUCGGAGGUGCUGCCCACUCUACCAACGACGGAGACGCGGACGGUCAUUGUUUAGUAACAUAAACAAUGGGGCUCAUUUUCGCCAAACUGUGGAGCUUCUUCUGUAACCAAGAGCACAAGGUGAUCAUUGUUGGACUUGAUAAUGCAGGGAAAACCACAAUCCUCUACCAGUUUCUAAUGAAUGAGGUGGUCCACACGUCACCCACCAUUGGCAGCAAUGUAGAAGAAAUAGUGGUGAAGAACACCCACUUUCUGAUGUGGGACAUCGGAGGGCAGGAGUCCCUCAGGUCCUCCUGGAACACCUAUUACUCCAACACAGAGUUCAUCAUUCUGGUGGUGGACAGCACCGACAGAGAGCGGCUCGUCGUCUCUAAAGAGGAGCUCUACAGGAUGCUGGCUCAUGAGGACCUGCGGAAAGCAGCUGUGUUGAUAUUCGCCAAUAAGCAGGAUAUGAAGGACUGUAUGUCUGCAGCCGAGAUCUCCAAAUACCUCACCCUGAGCUCCAUCAAAGACCACCCCUGGCACAUCCAGUCCUGCUGUGCACUUACAGGAGAGGGUUUGUGCCAAGGCCUGGAGUGGAUGACCUCGAGGGCCGGACUCAGAUAGCCCCUCCCUCAGCCGUGAACGGCCUGACUACCUGCACCACCCACCGGGUGGCACUAAAGCAUCUCCUUUACAGGUUCAUGUUCUUUUUUUAUUUUUUUAAUGAUGAAUUUAAAUGGACUUGGACCCCUGCAGACAACACAGGAAGGGGGCUCAUUGUUCCUGUGGUGCUGCGAUUUCCUCUCCAGAACGAGUGAACUGACCUGGUUGUGGAGUGAGAAGUUGUUUUUAAAGUAAAGGAGGAGGAUACAUGUCCAAGUGGACACCACUUAUUUACACUAUGUACAUAUCAUGUUACACCAUAUCAUAUCACGAGAUUGCCAUAAACACCAUGUUGGUGCCCAGCUUUGAGAAGUACUGUGCAGCUCUAAUACCAUUGUUGUUUCUCUGUAAAUGUGUGUUCAGGUACAAACCCACAGGGCAAAGGGAUUACAAGCAGUAUUGUCAAAGCAGUUUGCGGGGAAAGGUAGCACUACAUAGUGUUUUUUUUUUUUUGUUAUAUAAACAAAGUUCUCAUGUUUGUUUUGGUUUGGUUUUUUUGGUAGCGCAGCCAUCGAUUUCUGUUACACAUGAUCUCAGUUUCAUAAGCUACAUUGUUGUUCUCACAUUUGAAGGGUUUCACAAAUGAACCUUGAGCCUGGACCAGUGUGUAAUCGAGCCAAGCGGUGCAGAAUGCAAGUGUUGGCAUGGUAACCGACUAAACUCAAGACAAACCCACUGGAGCCCUAAGCGGACCUGCAUUCAUACAUUUGAUUUACCGUAAAAUCGGGAAUAUAAGUCGCUCGAUAUAUAAGACUCAGUCUGAUUUUAGAGGGAGAAAAAUUGUCUAAACUUUCUUCCUGCGUGAUGAAGUCUGUUUCUUUGCAGCUCUGAAGCUCUUGAAAUCAGUCAGGUUUUCCCUCUGUAGCGUCUCCACUCCUACUAGAUACAGUACGGUAGUUGAGCUCUCAGCUCCCGGUGAAAGUUACAGACCCACAGCCCCGCGAGUCGUACUGCUCACGUCCGCUGGUCACUCGUUAACUUUCAUGAAGGACUCUCUCAGUUUUAUUUAAAAAUCAAUAUACCACCAAAAGUGCGUCUUCAACCAGAUUUUACGAUACUCUGAUUCCCCGGUUGUUUCCUUGAGAUCUCAGCUCAUAACAUUCCGUCAGAGUUGUAGAGGCAAAAAAAUCAAACGUAUAAAAUAAGGUUAACUUACCUCGUUGGUGUGGGCAGUGACAGCGUGGCAUGCUGUAGUCUCGCCUUUCACAGAGACCGUCUUACUCUUAUUGUUUAUAGCAAGAAAAGAAGAUUUGUUAUCCCAACAAAAUGACAAUGAAUCGGUUUUUAAGCAAAACUAAGAUUUUUACCCCGAGAUAACGCAAAUAAUUCCAGAUCUCAGCGGAACGAAGUGAAAACUUACAUAUGACGGGAACAUUAAUGUAUACAUGCAUGUCUGCUUCGGGCUUCCAUACAUCCAGCUCUUCUCUAAUUCAAAGUAUUAAACAGCUGAAAACAAUUUCUGAUACAGGUAUAAUGCUCAGUUUUAAUAACAGUAUUUUAAAUUAAAACACUGCUUUUAUUUAGUUUUAUUGGCUUUUAUGUAAAGCAGGGAUCAUGGCGAGUUAGCAUCUGGAUCGAUUUUUGUAUUCACGAUGAUCAUUGAUUCUCUCUGUGUGUGUGUGAGAGAGAGAGAGCUCAUGUUUGGUGAAUUCUUUUGUCCUGGACCAUUUUACAAAAGGGAUCUGAACAGGUGCCACACGUGUACAGGAAGGUGUGACUUGACGACCAUCAGAACUCGAUUUUUCCGUAGCAUUAAGAUGAUCUGAACAUUUCCGCCAUCCCGCAGCUCGAAUACUUGACCCUCCUCCGCCUUAUUACCCGUGCUGUCCCGAGUGUCUGGACGAUGGCGUUGACAGUGUGCCCCUUGUUUUGACCCGCUAUAAGAAUCCCUUGUUAACAGAUCUAUGCACGUGUCACUUUGAAACCAUGUUUACCAUUUUCAAGCUCGAAUCAGUGGCCAAAAAAAAAAAAA
Molecule: messenger RNA, 2945 nt
Organism: Labrus bergylta (ballan wrasse)
Lineage: Eukaryota; Metazoa; Chordata; Actinopteri; Labriformes; Labridae
Gene: arl8
Product: ADP-ribosylation factor-like 8
Biological process (GO): vesicle-mediated transport; intracellular protein transport; protein localization to Golgi membrane
Cellular component (GO): cytoplasm; trans-Golgi network
Molecular function (GO): GTP binding; GTPase activity
Source: RefSeq, a predicted model, not a curated record